This is a messenger RNA of Photinus pyralis (common eastern firefly), 983 nucleotides long. RefSeq lists its product as uncharacterized. Bases 285 to 743 code for a protein of 152 amino acids. The transcript is spliced from 2 exons. The record is from RefSeq and is a predicted model, not a curated record. Lineage: Eukaryota; Metazoa; Arthropoda; Insecta; Coleoptera; Lampyridae.
UAGAAACCUGUAACUAGAAAAAAUAACUGUCAAUAACAAAUGUUUAAAUUACAAUUCAUUUUUAAGAGCGGAAUAUUAAAUUGGAUAACUACUUGUAAUUUGAGUGCAUGAUAAAUUUAAUUGAAUUCAUCCAGUCCCAUCAAUUGUCGUAUCUUGUCGCUUGGAGGUUAUUCAACGAAUUAACUCCCUUUUCACCGGUGCUUUUGUUAUCUAUCAUCAAUUGAUAAGCGACUGUCAUUUACCUUCGUUUCAUAUAAACAGACUUUACAAUGUAAUUUAACAGAAUGGUGACCGUAUCGUACUUGGAUUUAUCUGUAAUCCUAUUAUUUAUUUUACAUUCGUCAUUAGGUAAGCAAGCGUGUGAUAGUUCAAGUAUUAUCGAGAAACAGUGUCACGAAACUUUCCUCUGUGUGCCGACGAACGAUUCCACCAACAACGGCUACUGCGAGUGUUUGCCGGGCUACACAAAGAUCAACGAGACUUACUGCACCAAUGCUAGCGAUGCCACUACGGCGAAGUCGUCGAGUCUUGUAAAUAAAGAGGAGGAUAAUGGCAGCGGACACGUGGUUGCUGGAAUUCUUAUCCCUGUAUUUUUAAUUAUGGUUGUGAUAGCUGGAAUAUAUUUUAAUAGAAAGUAUCAUUUAGCCGACUAUUUUAUAAGUAAAUUGUACCAAAGAAAUAGUAAUUAUGACGAGGUUAUGAUUGGGCAGGAUUUGGAAGAUGACGACCCACCUCUUCGUUAGUAUGGCACUAGUUUACGCUUUUAUAUAAAUUAUAUACUGCUAGUCUGAGUUUUUCUAAAUAUGUGCUCUUGUCAGAUUUUAUUUCCAAUUGUUCCUACAUUAUAAACAAAAAUUGCCUUGUAGUAAAUAUUACAGUUGAUGCAUUUGUCCUUUUAUUCUUCUUUAACAUUUGUCGAUUGUUUCGCUUUGUAUAAUGUAUAUAAGACUAAAAUAAUAAAAACUUGCGCCUUAAUGUUUCAA